AUGACUGGUAAUGAAGGAGGGUCUUGGUCACACAGUACGGAGAAAAGGACGUGUGGUAUGGAGGAGAGUUUUAGUGCAACAGUGGAUUCUAGUGGUAGUAGCCUCGUAGAAGUAUCGAAAAAGAGGAAGAAGAAAUUCAUGACACCAACUUGUAACUGUGGCACUUACAUCAUCUUAUUCGAGUCUCACACUUUAGAGAAUCCAAAUAGGUUUUUUUUUUGUGUUUAUACUUCAAGCACAGAGAAGGAGGACGCAGUGGAGGCAGCAGACCUCUCCGAAAUCCUCAACCCAACCGAGCUAAGCGGAUUAUUCGUCGGAGAGCACAGUUUUGACGAUGGUGAUGGUGGGUAUCAGCCGGGGAAAUGCUCAUCAGAUACACUCUUAGCAAAUGAUAUCAGCAACCAAACUUUCUGCAUUGGAAAGAAGGGUGCUGAUCCGAAGAUGUUGCAUCCUGCACUAGAUUGGACGUGUGGACUGGGCAAAGUGGAAUGCUCUGCUAUACGGCAGGGACAACCAUGUGAUGAACCAGACAAUGUGAUUGCAUAUUCCACUUACGCUUUUGAUAGUUACUAUCAUAAGAAGGGAAAGACUCCUGAUUCCUGUGACUUCAAUGGAGUGACUACUAUCUCCACCACGGAUCCAAGUCUGGUGCUAUAUGCAUUUUUUAGUUUAAUUUAG
This is a messenger RNA of Arachis duranensis, 678 nucleotides long. RefSeq lists its product as uncharacterized. The transcript is spliced from 3 exons. The record is from RefSeq and is a predicted model, not a curated record. NCBI's taxonomy places the organism in Eukaryota, Viridiplantae, Streptophyta, Magnoliopsida, Fabales, Fabaceae. Bases 1 to 678 code for a protein of 225 amino acids.